Nematolebias whitei (Rio pearlfish) is the source of this 2517-nucleotide messenger RNA. RefSeq names its product MALT paracaspase 2 (gene malt2). Gene Ontology annotation, molecular function: cysteine-type endopeptidase activity. The transcript has 16 exons. Bases 31 to 2517 code for a protein of 828 amino acids. The record is from RefSeq and is a predicted model, not a curated record. Lineage: Eukaryota; Metazoa; Chordata; Actinopteri; Cyprinodontiformes; Rivulidae. Gene Ontology annotation, biological process: proteolysis.
CUGGAUUAUUGGAAAAAAGUAAAACCGAGAAUGGAAAACUGGAAAAUGAGCAUGGGUAGUCUCAGUGGAGAAGUUCUGAACAAGCUGUCAAAUAUGUUGGACAACGCCACCUGUGGAUGGAGACAACUAGCCAGCGCUGUGGCCGAGCAGCCACAAUUCCGCUGCAGUGAAAAGGAGUUGACCAGUUGCUCCCUUCAGGUGUUGAACUCUGCAGGCAGUCCUGCACGAACUCUUCUGGCAUGGCUCUCUGAUCGCCACUGCACCCUGGACUUCCUCCUUCACUACCUGAGGAAGAUUGACCAUCGAGAAGCUGUGCAGUUCCUCACUGCCACGGUGUCGGAGCUGAUCCGGAUCACCACGCACCCACAGUCCUUGCAGGCCUCACCGGGGAGCAGGGUGGUCCUGAGCUGCAGGGCUUCUGGACCCCCUGGACUCGGCUAUCAGUGGUUCAGAGGCAAAGAGGAGAUGGUAAAUGAAACAGGGACUUCACCGGAGCUGGUUCUGUGUCCUCUGAGUCCAACCCAUCAGGGUCACUACAUCUGCAGGAUCAACCAUGGAGAAAAGUGUCUCUUCUCCCAUUGGGCUCAUGUUCGCUUGGUCCAAUCUACAGGUUCCAGUGCAGACUGCAGCAGUCUGUUUCCAGGCUCAGUGAGCGGACUGAGUGUCAUCGAACAGCCUCAGUCCCAAGCAGCUUCUGAAGGAGAUACUCUGGUCCUGAGGUGUAAAGCUGAGGCCAACCCCCCUGCUCAGUACGAAUGGUACCACAACAAAGUUCUCCUACCCCAAGAAAAGACAUGUAUACUCAAAAUUCAGUGUGUGACCACAGAGCACAGAGGACAGUACAGAUGCAAGGUUUUCAACUUGUACCACGAGGCGUGGAGUGACAACGCAACAGUCUCCAUCGGCCCAAGUUCAGUCACAGACGCCACCUGGGUAGAAGUCGAUCGUGGUUCAGAAUUGCAGGAAGUCCACAGGUCAACCUUUGGACCAGGCAUACAUCCAAUGCAACAGAUGGUUGAUCCACCCUCAGCUGCCAAUAAAGUCUAUGCUACGGACAAAGUUGCUCUCCUAAUGGGCAACAUGAACUACCACCACCACACUCAGCUGUGUGCGCCCAUUUCUGACGUCCACGAGUUGACCAACCUUCUCAGACAAAUGGACUUCAAGGUGGUGUCCCUGCUCGACCUCAACUGGCAGGAGAUGCACAGUGCUGUGACCGAGUUCCUGCUGCUGCUCGACAAGGGAGUUUAUGGUCUGCUAUAUUUUGCUGGUCAUGGGUACGAGAACUACGGCAACAGUUUUAUGGUUCCCAUUGAUGCUCCAGCGUCCUACACUUCAGAGCACUGCUUAUGUGUACAGAAUAUACUGACCAAGAUGCAGGAAAAAGAAACUGGGCUCAAUGUCUUCCUGUUGGAUAUGUGCCGCAAAAGAAACCCAAACGAUGAUGUCAUUGUACAGCCCGGACCACUCAAAGUCACAGCAAAUAUUGUGUUUGGUUAUGCCACAUGUGUUGACGCCAAAGCGUACGAGGUCAAGAGAGACGACGUGUCAAACGGCAUCUUCAUAAACUUCCUUAAACAGCGAGUGUGUGAAGAUGAGAAGGUCACCGUCAUGCUCGACAGAGUCGGUGAAGAUAUGGGUCGUUGUGCGAUCACAAGGGGGAGGCAGGCUCUUGAGCUGCGUAGCAAUCUGUCAGAACGACGUGCCCUCACUGACCAGAUUCAGACUUCUGACUGUUCUGCCUCUUAUUCAGCUCGAAACCUGCAGUGGGCUGUAUCUCACGUUCUGCCAGAGAGCCGCUGCAUUCAGUUUGACUGUGGGGUGAAGGUACAGCUGGGCUUUGCAGCAGAAUUCUCCAACGUUAUGGUCAUUUACACUCGGACACUCGAGAAGCCCAAAGAGAUAGUUUCCUGUUCUGCUCAGCUGACUGACUUCCCAGUGGACGUGGAUGUUGAUCUGAAAACGAGUAACCAGGAGACUCUGCUUGAAGCUGGCUGUUUACUGUUGAUUAAGGAAGAACUUCCUUCACCAGACGUCCCAAGUCUUUACACACGCCUCCGCAGCCUGCAGAGACUCAGAAGGGAGCUCACAUUCACAGUCUGCCUUCAGUACACCUACGCCAACAUGGACGAAGAGGUAGAAGAAAGGCUACCAGUAACCGUGGGAAAACCUUUGGUGUCCAAACUCAAUCUCCACGAGCCACGGCCUUCUCGAAACUCCUCAACUUACUCCAGCGUCAGCUCCUGCAACUAUCCUGGGAGCUCCUCUUUUGUUGAGGAAUUCGCCUCUGUUGCUUCUGCCUCAAACACAUGGCCAGACUAUGCCCAAACUUGCAGCAAAGUUUCUAAUGCUGAUGUUCUCAUUUCAUCCAGAAGUGCCAAUGUACCAGAAGAGACAGACUGUCCAGAAAAAUUCAGUGCCCCACAACGUCUUGUAGCCAGCAAAAGUCUUCCCUACAGCCAAAUGAAUGAUGCUAACUACAAAUUCAGUGACAUGUACAAUUUUCAUUCCUUCUAA